Pyricularia pennisetigena is the source of this 909-nucleotide messenger RNA. RefSeq lists its product as uncharacterized. The coding region runs from base 1 to 909 and encodes 302 amino acids. Gene Ontology annotation, biological process: ubiquinone biosynthetic process. The record is from RefSeq and is a predicted model, not a curated record. Gene Ontology annotation, cellular component: mitochondrial inner membrane; mitochondrion. NCBI's taxonomy places the organism in Eukaryota, Fungi, Ascomycota, Sordariomycetes, Magnaporthales, Pyriculariaceae. The transcript is spliced from 2 exons.
AUGAAUUCGUCUUGCGCUCGUGCCGUGCAGGCAAUCAUUCGGAGUCCCUGUCGCCAGCGGCCCAUACUGGAGCGCGCUUGCUUAAGCUGCGCACCAAUCGCCCACGACCGCAAGUACUUUUCGGUGCUUGAUCGACCACCGCCCAACUACCCGGGCCAUGUGCCACUGACGAGACUUGAGCGCGCCGGCCUUGCCGUUGGCUCGGGACUGUGGUCGUUUUUCGAUCCCCGCCGAGGAGACCUGAUCGCCGCAUUUGCCGAAGCGACCGCGACCCCAUACUUCGUCCCGCGGCUGCGCGACGCGAUGCUCGCCUCGCCCACGGGCCGGCGGAUCCUCCGCGACCGGCCGCGCAUCACCUCGACGUCGCUCGACCUGCCGCGGCUGCGCUCCCUGCCCCCCGGCACCGUCGGCGCCACGUACGUGGCCUGGCUGGACCGCGAGGGAGUGUCGCCCGACGACCGCGCGGACGUGCGGUACGUGGACGACGAGGAGUGCGCGUACGUGCUGCAGCGCUACCGCGAGAGCCACGACUUUUACCACGCGCUGACGGGCCUCCCCGUCGUGCGCGAGGGCGAGGUCGCCCUCAAGGCCUUUGAGUUUGCAAACACCCUCCUGCCCAUGACUGGGCUGGCCACCUUUUCCGCCUUCACGCUGCGCGAGGGCGAGAGGAGGCGCUUCCUCGACACCUACCUGCCCUGGGCCGUCAAGAACGGCCUGCGCGCCAAGGAUGUCAUCAACGUAUACUGGGAGGAGGAGCUUGAGACGGACGUCGUCGAUCUGAGGAAGGCCCUGGGCAUCGAGCCGCCGCCGGAUAUGAGGGACGCCAGGAAGAGGGAGAGGGACGCCAGGCGGCGGAGGAAGCAGCUCGAGGCCGAAGCUCAACAGACUCCGGGUGCAGAAAACUCAUAG